UAUAUUCAAAGAACUAUGUUAAACUUAUUGAAGAACAAUUAUAUUUUUCCAAAAGUUUCAUCUCAAUUCAGGAAUUUGUGUUCAUUUUCGCAGAAAAAAAAUAAUCGACUAUUAGUCGACAUGUCAGUUGAAGAAGGACCUCUACGGUUGGUAUUUCCUGCCAUCCGCGAAGAAAUCAUAGAAGAACAUUUAGUUCUAAAGGAUAAUUCUGAAUUGAGAGAUCGAUGCGAGAAACUUAUCGAUUAUAACGCCAAUGUAGAAACACCAUUCUUACCUGCUUCUCUUUUAUUCCUUCACACUUACAAAUUAUUGGAGAAACCAUCUUUGCUAAACGACGAGAACUUAAAAAAAGCAUACAUUUUGGCAUGGUGUCACAAAUUGGAUGAUGUUCUUGACCUUUAUGAUCUUAAAGGUAAUAUUCUAAAGACAUCAUGUAACGAUAUUUCUUUGGGUAGACCAACUUGGCUGUCAAUGGAGGCUUACAAAAGAGCAAGUGCUGCUCAAAAGAAAAUUUUAGAAGAACACUUUGGUAAAAAUUGUGAGGAAUCGACCGAAAAAAUUCUUGCUCCAUUUGGCUCGUCCCUGAAGCUCAGGGACGAUCUCGCGGCUCCCACGCUUCCAAAAGUUCUGCGUUAUCUGAAGGCACCUUUGGUACGAAGACAAACGGUUCGUCGCAAUCCCAGCUACGCCUGCUUCAGGCACUGCCGUGAGGGCAAACAGUUGUUCUUAACCCAUAGAUAUGUAAUAAUGUUCUUAACCUUUUGA
Molecule: messenger RNA, 765 nt
Organism: Phyllotreta striolata
Lineage: Eukaryota; Metazoa; Arthropoda; Insecta; Coleoptera; Chrysomelidae
Source: the annotation of a GenBank genome assembly